GCGACUCGCCCAGGCAGCAGGACAGGCCUGGAUCGAAGCAGGGCUGCAGCUGCAGCAGCGGGCUCGCGUCACGAACCGCCCAAGAACGGGCCGCCGCCGAAACCAAGAAGGAAACCCGCACGGAAUAUACCGCCGCCGGCGCCGAGGAUGCGACCGUGGCACUGCGCCGCCCCCGGGAAGUAGGCGACGACCAGCAGCAGCGCACGAGCAGUUCUUGUUUCUUUGGGAGGAAUCCCGGUUCGUGUGGCCGCAGAGUGGCAUAGCGUUGCCGCGCGGUCCAGCAGCGGGUCCCCGACGGAGCCUCGGCGCAGCAGCCUCCUCAGCAACGGUGUCGCCGCCGCCGUCCGCGCUCCAAUGGUGGCAGCCCGGGGACGAUGCUCUGUAAAUGGAGGUUGCCCCCCGUGCGUCACCGCGUGAACGAGCCGGCCUAGGGGCGCCCGCCCUCCGCGCUAGGCCUGCAGCAGCUGCGGCGAAGGCGCACCCGCGGCCGAGAACAUGCGCCCGCGCCCCGGCGGCGUGUGCAGCAGCAGCAGCCUAGUGGGCCAGCCCCGCGCGCUGUGCGAGCCGCCCACCGCCGCGUUAUGAUGCUUCCCUUCGGAACACCCACGGCCCGGAAUCAAGACGAGCUUCUAGCUGCAGACACUUCUCCAAGGCGUAGCGGCCGCGGCGGCAGCGGCAAGAGCAGCAGCAGCGGCGGGCAGCGCGGCGGCGACCGAGGAGGGGGCGGCGGGGCUUCCCCGGGCGGCCCGCAGCGAUGAUGCGCGGCGAACCCGCGUCGGCCGCCGCGCCGUCGCACGAGGGAGCCCCCCGCGAGCUGGAGGAGCCCGAGGAACCAGUCCAGUUGUUCCGGCCGUUCACGCGCGAGUCCCUGGCCGCCCAGGAGGCGCGCAUCGCCGAGGACGCUGCACGGAAGGCGCUGAUCGCCCAGCGCAUAGAAGAAGGCAUCCCGGCCGGCGACGACUACGUGCACCACUCGCGAGAGAACAGGGACGCCGAUCCGGACUUGGAGGCCGGCGGACCGCUGCCGAAGCGCAUCAUCAACGACUUCCCGCCCGAGCUCAUCGCCACGCCCAUCGAAGACAUCGACAAGUUCUACGAGAACAAGAGGACGUUCGUGGUCGUGAGCAAGAGCAAGGACAUCUUUCGGUUCAGCUCGACGAAUGCGCUGUUUCUGCUAAGCCCCUUCAACCCGGUCAGGAGACUGGCCAUCUGCAUCCUAGUGCACCCACUUUUCAGCUUCUUUGUCAUCGUAACCAUUCUCGUCAACUGCGUCCUCAUGACCAUGCCCAGCAACGACAAAAUUGAACAAACAGAGACGAUAUUCACCACAAUCUACACGUUUGAAUCAUUUAUCAAAAUGAUGGCUCGAGGAUUUAUUCUAGAACAAUUUACAUAUCUUCGAGAUCCAUGGAAUUGGUUGGAUUUUGUUGUUAUUUCUCUAGCGUAUGUUACAAUGUUUAUUAAUUUGGGGAACCUGAGCGCCUUGCGAACCUUUCGUGUUCUUAGAGCCUUGAAAACCGUAGCCAUAGUUCCUGGUCUGAAGACUAUCGUAGGAGCGGUGAUAGAGUCUGUGAAGAACCUCAGAGAUGUGAUCAUUUUGACAAUGUUCUCACUGUCGGUUUUUGCCUUACUUGGAUUGCAAAUAUACAUGGGGGUACUGACGCAAAAAUGCGUACUCAUACCCCCAACCAAUCUCUCACAUGCCGAAUAUGCAAGUUUCAUCGAGAAUGAAACAAAUUGGGCAACUGAUGAUGAUGGCAUGUAUCCAUUGUGUGGCAAUUCGAGUGGUGCAAAGCAAUGUCAAGAGGGCUACAUGUGUCUGCAGGGUAUAGGAGAAAACCCAGACUAUGGCUACACUAAUUUCGACACUUUUGGUUGGGCCUUUCUUUCGGCGUUCAGGUUAAUGACACAAGAUGCUUGGGAAUUAUUGUAUCAAAUGGUGCUAAGAGCGGCGGGUCCCUGGCACAUGUGUUUUUUCGUGGUGAUAAUAUUUUUAGGCUCCUUCUAUCUAGUGAAUCUGAUCUUGGCUAUCGUAGCCAUGUCGUAUGACGAAUUACAAAAGAAGGCCGAAGAGGAGGCGGAGGAGGACCGCCUUCUCGAAGAAGCCAUGCGGGCCGAAGAAGAGGCCCGCGCCGAAUUGGCGGCCGGCCAUAGUCGGCCGCACGACACCGGCGACAACGGCCACGGCGGCGGCCAGGUGGUCAAGAGCCCCUCGGAGUUCUCGUGCCGCUCGUACGAGCUCUUCGUGGGUCAGGACCGGGGCGCUGAGGAUCCCAGGGACCUCCGGGAGCGGGCGAGCCUAAGGAGCGCAGACGCGGCGGCCGAGCAGCUAGACGACCUCUGCUACCCGGAGUCGCGGCCACGCUCCGCCGCCAACUCUAAGGCCAGCCUGAGCCUACCCGGCUCGCCCUUUAACCUCCGUAGGGGCAGCCGCGGUAGUCAGCUGAGCGUGAGCUGGCGCAGUAACGGGCGUCGCCUGGGCGAUCGCAAGCCCCUCGUCCUGCAGACGUACCGGGACGCUCAGGAACACCUGCCGUACGCCGACGACAGCAACGCCGUCACGCCAAUGUCCGAAGACAACGGCGCCAUCCUGCUGCCCAUGUACGCCAAUCUGGCGUCGCGGCACUCCAGCUACACGUCGCACUCGUCGCGCCUGUCGUACACGUCGCAUGGCGGGGACGUCUUCUGCCGAGGGGGCGCCGCGGCGGGCGCGGGACCCGGCGCCGGUGGUGUCCUCACCAAGGAAAGCCAGCUGCGCUCGCGAUCGCGAAACCUGCAGGGAUGCUACUACUACGAGGAAAUGACUCUGGAUGGGGAGGAAUGUUUGGCUGUGAAGAAGCAACCGGACAACCCUUUUAUUGAACCGUCGCAGAGGCAAGGCCUCGUAGAUAUGAAGGACGUGAUGGUGCUAAACGACAUCAUCGAGCAGGCCGCGGGUCGCCAGAGCAAAGCCAGUGAGAGAGAAAGGGAGGAGCAGGAGAGGCCCAAGUUCAAAGACAAGUGCAUGGCCAAUUGCUUGAAGUGUAUAGACAUGUUCUGCGUGUGGGACUGCUGUUGGUACUGGAUCCGGAUCCAGGAGAUACUAGGACUCAUCGUGUUUGACCCGUUCAUGGAGCUCUUCAUCACUCUAUGCAUCGUGGUCAACACGCUAUUCAUGGCCAUGGACCAUCAUAACAUGGACCCAGACUUUGAUAAUGUCCUCAAGAAGGGGAAUUACUUCUUUACCGCGACAUUCGCGAUAGAAGCUGGAAUGAAGCUUAUGGCCAUGAGUCCAAAAAACUAUUUCCGCGAAGGCUGGAAUAUCUUCGAUUUCCUCAUCGUCGCGCUCUCCUUAAUUGAACUCAGUUUGGAAAACGUCCAAGGAUUGUCUGUGCUGCGUUCUUUUCGUCUGCUACGUGUGUUCAAGCUAGCCAAAUCGUGGCCUACCCUUAACCUGCUCAUCUCUAUCAUGGGGAAAACCAUCGGUGCCCUCGGGAACUUGACCUUUGUCCUGGGAAUCAUCAUCUUCAUCUUCGCCGUGAUGGGAAUGCAACUCUUUGGCAAGAACUACGAAGAAAAUAAGCACAAGUUCAAAGAUAACUUGGUUCCUCGGUGGAACUUUGUUGACUUCAUGCAUUCGUUCAUGAUUGUGUUCCGGGUGUUGUGCGGGGAGUGGAUCCAGUCCAUGUGGGACUGCAUGUGGGUCUCUGGCUGGCCCUGCAUCCCCUUCUUUCUCGCUACAGUGGUCAUCGGGAACCUUGUGGUGCUCAACCUUUUCCUUGCCUUGCUGCUGUCCUCGUUCGGGGCGUCCAAUUUGUCCCAAGCGAAUCCUGACAGCGGCGACACUAAGAAAUUACAAGAAGCCAUCGACCGGUUUCACCGGGCUAGUCGGUGGAUCAAGUCCAACUCUAUGAAACUUGUAAAGGCCUUUCGUCGGAAACCACGCAACCAGAUCGGGGACCAGACAACAGACAUUCGUGGUGGCGGCGCAGGCGAAGAGUUGGAGGCUGACCCGGGCGUCGCAAGAGAAGUGGUUCUCCUCGACGGCCGGGUGCCAAUGCGAGACAAAAAGCCCCAACACAACAACGACCUCGAGGUUGUCGUUGGGGACGGCCUCGAUAUCGCCAUUCAGGGUGAUGGCAAGGCCGUUAAAAUGAAGUUGAAAAACAACUCAAAGCCUGUGAUGAAUUCUGUUUGGGUGGGACCUAUGAUCGAGCCUAAGAACAAGCAGUUAGAGAAAGACAACAAGGAAAAGGAGAAAGAGGCGCAGGGCAAUAAGGUGUACCCGCAAAAGGACGAGGAUACCCUCAGCGAAAAGUCAGCGUCCAGCCCCAAGGAGAAGGCCCUCCUUGUGAACAAGCCGUCCAAAGACCUUAGCAACAGUUCCCUGUAUUUGGGGAAUAACCUCGAGGAGGAGAAGAAGGACGCCAGCAAAGAGGACCUCGGCACUAAGGAAGGAGAAGAGGGCCCCGCCGAAGAGCCCAUCAACCCGGACACGGAAGAUGUGGACACAGACAAGCUGGAAACGGCCACCUCGGACAUCAUCAUCCCGGAGUUGCCGGCUGACUGCUGUCCCGACUGGUGCUAUACGCGCUUCGCCUUCGCCUGCUGUUACGACGAGAGCAAGGUCUUUUGGCAGCGCUACAAGAUCGUGCGCACCAAGGUGUUCGGGCUCGUCGAACACAAGUACUUCGAAACCAUCGUUGUCGUUCUCAUCCUCACCAGCAGCCUAGCGCUGGCGCUCGAAGACGUCAACUUGAAAGACCGGCCUAUGCUCAAGGCUGUCCUCACAUACAUGGACAAGACUUUUACAGUGAUUUUUUUCUUCGAGAUGAUUCUCAAGUGGGUUGCCUUUGGCUUCAAGAAAUACUUCACCAAUGCCUGGUGCUGGUUGGAUUUUGUCAUCGUGCUCGUGUCAGUGGUCAAUCUUAUCGCGUCAGCGCUGGGGGCGGGCCGCAUCCAAGCCUUCAAGACGAUGCGGACGCUCAGAGCCCUGCGACCACUCCGGGCUCUGUCCCGGUUCCAGGGCAUGCGGGUUGUCGUCAACGCCCUGGUGCAAGCCAUCCCAGCCAUCUUCAACGUGCUGCUAGUGUGCCUCAUCUUUUGGCUCAUCUUCUCCAUCAUGGGCGUCCAGAUGCUGGCGGGAAAGUUCUACCGCUGCGUCGACGCCAAUGGCACGCGGCUAAAUAGCUCCUACGUACCAAACCGCAAGACAUGUGAAGCCAACAACUACACUUGGGACAACCCCAUGAUCAACUUCGACAACGUCCUCAACGCAUACUUGGCCCUCUUCCAAGUGGCAACGUUCAAAGGCUGGACGGAUAUUAUGGACAAUGCGAUCGACUCCAGGGGCGGAAAAGAGGACCAACCAGAAUACGAGGCUAACAUCUACAUGUACCUAUAUUUCGUAUUCUUCAUUAUCUUCGGCUCCUUCUUCACCUUGAAUCUAUUCAUCGGUGUAAUUAUCGACAAUUUCAAUGAACAGAAAAAGAAGGCUGGAGGAUCGUUGGAAAUGUUCAUGACAGAAGACCAAAAGAAAUACUAUAACGCCAUGAAGAAAAUGGGAUCCAAAAAGCCAGCCAAGGCAAUUCCAAGGCCUAGGUUCAAAAUCCAAGCAAUGAUUUUCGACCUGACCACAAACAAAAUGUUCGACAUGGCGAUCAUGAUCUUCAUUGCCCUUAACAUGACGGUCAUGGCGCUUGACCAUUACAAGCAAUCCAGGUUGUACGAGUCCAUCCUAGAGCGGCUCAACAUCUUCUUCAUCGCUGUCUUCACAGCUGAAUGCCUGCUCAAAAUCUUCGCCCUGCGCUGGCACUACUUUCGAGAACCAUGGAACAUGUUCGACUUCGUAGUCGUCAUCCUCUCUAUUCUAGGUACGGUGCUCAAGGACCUGAUCGCGACCUACUUCGUGUCACCCACGCUGCUCCGUGUGGUGCGCGUGGUGAAAGUGGGCCGUGUGCUGCGGCUGGUCAAGGGCGCGCGGGGCAUCCGGACCCUGCUGUUCGCCCUGGCCAUGUCGUUGCCGGCGCUGUUUAACAUCUGCCUGCUCCUGUUCCUUGUGAUGUUCAUCUACGCAAUCUUCGGCAUGUCCUUCUUCAUGCACGUCAAGCACCGCUACGGCGUCGACGAGAACUUUAACUUUGAGACCUUCGGCCAGUCGAUGAUCCUGCUGUUCCAAAUGUGCACGUCCGCCGGCUGGGACGGCGUGCUAGCCGCCAUCAUGGACGAGCACGACUGCAACCGGCCCACCGACGAAUCGGAGGGCAACUGCGGCAAGCGGGGCAUCGCGGUCGCCUACCUCGUCUCGUACCUCAUAAUCAGCUUCCUCGUCAUCAUAAACAUGUAUAUCGCCGUCAUCCUCGAGAACUACAGUCAGGCCACCGAGGACGUGCAAGAGGGCCUAACCGACGACGACUACGACAUGUACUACGAGAUCUGGCAGCAAUUCGAUCCCAAGGGCACCCAGUACGUGGCCUACUCCAACCUGACCAACUUUGUGAAUGCGCUGGAGGAGCCCCUGCAGAUCCCCAAGCCCAACAAGUACAAGCUGAUCGCCCUGGACAUACCCAUCUGCAAGGACGACAUGGUGUACUGCGUCGACAUUCUGGACGCCCUCACUCGGGACUUCUUCGCCCGCAAGGGCCACGCCAUCGAGGAGCCACCCGAGAUCACCGAGACCGUCAUACACCUAGACCGGCCGGGCUACGAGCCGGUCAGUUCGACGCUAUGGCGCCAGCGCGAGGAGUACUGCGCCCGCGUCAUCCAGCGGGCCUGGCGCCGAUACAAGGGCGGCGGUUUCCUUGGCGGCGGCGGCGGGGACGACGCCGCCUCCGACGGGGAACCUCCGACGGCGGCCACCGCCCAGCAGCAGACGGCCAUAGUGGUGGACAGUGACGGUCACGUGACACGCAACGGACACCGUGUGGUGCUGCACUCGCGUUCGCCCAGCGUCGCCAGCCGCUCGACGGACGUGUGACAAGAGUAGACGCCUGCCCGUCCGCACUCCGCGGGCGGCCAGGAUCCCCUCAACCCGCCGCUCUUCUCUGUCUAGCAUUGUUUAACUCAAGGGACUCAACUUUACAAUUAACUCCAAUUGCUACAUACCCUCGACGCAGCAGCACACCCUUUCUCUCUUCCUUCGGCGCACUUUACUGCAACAGGUCGCGUUGUGAGUGUGUGUGUCUACUCUUUCUCUCCACUGCAUCCGGCCAACGUCGAAGAGAAAAAGCACCGUAGCUUUGGAACUGCCACUUCUGCAAUGCAGAAAAGAAAAAAAAAUGCUUGCUGCGAUUUUGAAUUUUAAGACGAAGAUGAAGAAGAUGAAUAUAUAUAUAAAUAUAUAUAAAUAUAAAUAAUAUAUAUUAUACAUAUAUGUGUGGUGUAAAGAAAAAAAAGAAGCGCUAGUUGCACCUGGAGGUGACCGGUGACCCUCUCUAUAGCGAGCAAAAAAUGCUGCACUCGCCAACAAUGUAUGCACACAAGGACCACGACGCGGGGCUGCUCUUGCAACCACCCGCGCCGGGACUCAGCCUCUCGCGAGAGGAGGACUGCUGCUGACGCCGCUGCCGCCGCCGCCGCCGCUGCUGCCACCGCCGCGAUCUUUCUCUCUUCCAAGAAAAAAAAAAAAAGAAAAGAUUGAAAAAUGCCGCACGACGUGCACACCUGAUGAUGCGGCCUCCUUACCGCCGCCGUCGCCAGGCCCCUCGGGACUGCCCACCAACAGCGUGCGAGUGCGCCUCGUGCACCUUACCGACGCCGCUCGCCGCCAGAUGGGGCCGCUCGAUGUGGGCCGGACCGUCGCCGGCCGCGGCUGAGCCUGCUUGGACCUUAUGCGCACGCUCCGAAAAAAAAAAUAUCGGGGGAGGCCUCCCGUCGCGGAAAAUGCUCCUCUCCGGGUUUAAGGGAAACGCAUACAAUGCUCAGCACAACAAAGUUUGCUUUUUUGCCGUUAACACUCUACAUAACACAUAGUCUACUUAAUACAUGCUGAUACUUUGACCGAGAGAGGGAGAGGAAAUAAAAAAAAAUAGAGAGAGAGCAAGGAGACCCGCCGCGAGCUCCCGCCGACGUCCGGGCCCACAGGCGCCGCUAGCGUGCGCUCAAGAAAAAAAAAAGGCAUGUGUACAUAAGGUGUAUAUCUGCGAGAAAGGCUUGCUCCAGAAGCCGUUCACAAACAGAUUUUAUUUCCUAUGUGCCUUUAUGGGUUAAUACCUGCUUUUCAUUGACUGCAUCAGCUUUCAACCAUGCAACGAGUGUCCUGGUUUUUCUCUCUCUCGUUUUUUCGUCCCGUUGCCGCGUCCUGCAAAGUUGUUAGCCAAGUGUUGUCGAGUUUUUUCAUCGGGACGUCUAAGGCGACCCCAGGAGCGUGCAUGCAAACAUGAGCCGCCGCCACCGCCGGCCAAGCUGUUCCUUUGCGUUAUUCACCUCUCCCCUCCCACAUCGCACGAGUGAGCCCACGCCCUAUUUCCUGCCUUGCCGUCCCUUUGUGCCUGCGCCUGCUUCGGGGACAUGGGAUGCACUCGCCCGCACCCGCCUAUGCCUGAGGAGAGCAACAAUGAUAUAAGCCUCAGGAGCCGCGCGUAGGUCAAGCAGAACUUCUGCAGCGUGAGUUCGUUGUUUCAGCAGUGCAGACGCCGUCAUUCUUUUGUUGUUUCUUUUCGGCGAGAGCGAGGACGGAUCUAGUUCCACAGAGUCCAGGAGUACGUGCCGCAAAGCCUUGUCCAGCGACACAGAUGACAGACGCGCUGAAACCGUAUACAGUCGUCUUUUCUUUAUGUUUAUCAGUUUUCAGCGAAGAAGCCGCGCCACGCCGUGACCGUACACGUAUAGCCCCGUCUCGAAAAGCGGAACAAAUGAGAAAAACAUAUAUUUCUCUCAAACCUCUCGAAGGAAGGACCAAUACUCUACUUAACGUCCAUUGGCGCUAGACUUCAGAAGGCCGUCGCCAACUCGGCCCGGGAACGUAACGGUCGCCGGUCCUCUCUCUCCCGCCCAUCUCGAGUUACCAUCCAACAACCUACGAGCGGCUUUCGAUUCCGCCAUCGCGAGCAGCUGUCGGGCAUCGCCGUCGACGCGUCGCUAGGCUGAUCACCAAUACGCGCUGUACCAGCGUAGCCAGGCUUUCGCGCGGCUCCUGAGGCCGCCAGCAUUAUAGCCGCGCUGACAAAAAAAAAACAAAAAGAAAGAAAGAAAAAGAAAGGCUUGCUUAUUCUUCAUCCAUCUCCAGGCAACAGUCUAUAGAUCGGAGACCGUGGCGACCGUGGCUCACUCGCCGUGUACGUAUAGGGAGCCGUGACAUUACUCUCCGCGCCCGCCCGCUCGCUCGCUCGGUUUCCCGAGGUCUUUCUCGGGCAAAGCUCAACACGUAGCAAAUAACUUUAUUUUCUUUCAUGACAUCGCACGUCAGCACGCUUCGUCUCCGCACGCGCCCGUGAAAGAAAAUGAACAGGCACGCGUCCGCUCAGAAUGCACUCGAACGAGGCAGGGCCUCCACGCUUUCGUUUAAAUACACAUCUAUGCCGCAGGGCGAGCUGCUUGACAGAAAAAAAAAAGUUCAUUACGAUGGUUCUCUUCACGCGCGCUAUCCCAGUUUCCAACAUUUCCCUCCAGUGCAUUCUGCACCUGCGCAAAUAACGUAUCGGUCGAAUGAAAUCAGUAUAGCAGUAUAACAAGGCGUAUAGUGGUGACAAGUCGUGCUCACUCAACACUGCGGAGUUUGUUGCCGAUCCCUAUGUUACCUGCGGUUAAUUCAAUUUAUGUACCAUCUACGUACGGCAUGCCAUCAGCGCCUCAGCCAAGGGCCUAAAUUUUGUUUUUUUUUUUUUGCUUUUGUUUUUUGUUUUAGAUAAAUUUUGCCCUGGUUCCCCUGGUUCUACCAAUGACAUCCCAGCACAUAUAUGUUAUCUCCGCUUCAGACUCGCUGUUAUCGCAACGCGUUCCACCGUGGUCGGCGUUUACUUAACCGGCGUAUGUAAAACAAAUGGCUUUAGUAUAUACUAUAGUAGGCGCAGUGUUAAAAGCGCUCUGUAUGUUUGCCAUUAAGCUCACAGCAACCGACUGAAAUUCGCUCUUCUUUUUCCCUCGUGAAAGGCUAAAGUAGGAAGCAGCUUACACAGUGUACGCUGCCUUCGGUAGUCGCUGCCGAGCUUAAGCCCCGCCAGUAUAUAGGUAAACUAUUUCGGUUUUGCUAACAGAACAUAAAUGAUGUCCUGCAAGUGACCAGAGCAAUUCAACAUUCGCAAAUUUGUACUGUAUAGCGUAAAAGCUUCUCGGCACUGUGAUUACCGCUGUAUCCUCAAGAAGCGGAAGAAAAAAACAGGAGGUCUUUCCCUUAUCAUCUUCAACGCGACCUAAUCAUGCUGCGGCUGGCUUUGCAGCGAUCUUACACUCAUACUUAGUCGUCGUAGAAGCUCUUUGUUGCCCCAGCGGAGAAAUCAGCCGCUGUGCGGAGCUGCACUGUAUAACUUGAAGUCUCUGUCGAAUGCGCCUUAGGAGUAACAGGGGCAGAUUUCGACGCAGCCCGUUUAUGAGAGGCCGUCAAAGCGGUUCUUAUGAAUAUCAACUUGUUGCACUUGUAGAUCGCAACGUUCUCACCAGUCGCUUCUCAACGGCAAAGAUGAAAGAAAAGCCGAAGAUGAGCACGAACCCAAAAACAUCCACAUAACUAUUAAUUAUAUUGUCACUAGCGUACUUUCGAAGCUUUUCGGGUACCUAUUGCAGCCUUUAACUUGCCGUACGAUACCGUGAACCCUCUAAAAUAACGCUAAAAGGUAUCGCUAUAGUUUCCUAGCCAAACGUCUCGUGAUUUGUGAUAUUGAAGUCGCAAGGCGUGCGACAUGAAAGGCGGCGCUUUGGCUUUGCGUGCCGGCAGUGUCUGUCCACAAAAGUACCACGAAAGUAUUAAUCAAAACUAAAGUAAAAUCAACGCCGUCCUGUGAAUAUGCCUCCACAAAAAAAAAAUGGAGUAAAACCUAGGUGGCUAGGUACAAACGCCCCGUUUGCUUGGAAUAGAAUCAUCCGUGCCCAAAACAUCGCGGCAUUCUCUCGUGUAGCAAUGACAGCGCUAACGAUCAUAAAACUACACUUUUGAGUAAAUACGUCGGCGCUACACUCUGAAUUCCGUGUUUUCUCCGACACAGUGGGCACACAUUCCAGCAUAGGCUGCCGCGUUAUGAGGCAUUCCUUGGUAGCGUAAUAAUUAUUGAUUUCAAUAUUUUUAACGCAACAAAGCAGCAAACGCCUACGUUCCUUUCACAUGGAAAUGUAAUCGGUUUAUAAAGGUCAAAGAAGAAUAUAUCUCAACAUAUUCGCGUUUAUCGAGUAGCAGAUCAAACGUAAGAACCGAGCGAACUGUCCGAGGCAGGCAGAAAGGUAUAGCUCUACCAACGCCUCCUAUAGUAAAGGCGCUGGCUCUACCUCCCUCCUCCCCGCCCGAACCCUUCCCACCCUCUCCCUAGCCAUCCUUCCCGCUACUUCCCGUCUCCACUUUCAAUAGUUGGGGAGUUUUGGGAUCUACAGCAUGCCCCCCCCCCCCCCCCCCUUGCGUUUUGUUCUAUACUGCGGCGGGCUCGCCGCCUGCUGUGUUGUUAACGAGGCGGCAUCGCGAAGGUUGUAUACUGCUUCCAUGGUUUAAAAAAAACACAUAUAUAUAUAUAGCACUUGUGCGUUUGCAAUGACAAGUGUUUGCCACACGCAACAAUGCGUUUUUUGCUAUCUGCAAUUUUAUUGUAUCUGUUUCUGUUUUGCUCCUUGUGUACCGCGAAAGAACUCGCGCAGUGCAUCAAGUGAAUGAAUGCAAUGUAAAAAAAAAAAGGUGAAAAGGAAGCGAGCGAGCGAGAGAGAGAGAGAAAAAUACAGUUGGGCUACUGCAAACAAUGGUGGCACGUUUAUAGGUAGGCUGUUUUCACACACACACACAGAGAGACACGCGUUCGCGCGUGCUGUUGAACAUUUUUUUUUUUCCACCUCCCUUUGCCCAGCUCGAAGCGCUGUUGCUUUCGUCUGCUCUAUCGCGGCUGUGGCUAAGUGAUGCCAUGCACAAGAAAACGUCCGGAACAUGCCUUUUUUUUUAUUUGUUGUCAUUGCCUCUCUCUUUUCGUCCUCGAGCCUGCAACGACGGACCCCCAACCACCCGCCACCACCACAUAUUGUCGUUACCCUGUUAUCAUGGCGCACAUUCUCACUUUUUGGCAAAACGCGAGGGCAUAUACUGUGAACUUUUGGCUCGAGCGCGCUGAUGGUUGUGUCUUUCUCACUUAUUAAGAACCGAUUACAUCCCUUACCCCCUUUGCCCCCUACACCAACCCCCCAAAAAACUAUAUCGCGCCGGCCCAACCUACAUUCUCUGUUGCCAUCCCAUGCACCUAUUUCACCAUCCUUCCCUUCGGCUGUUUGUAAGCUUUUUCGUUUUGCUGUUUCUUCAGCAAAAGAAGAAUAAGAAGAAAAAAAAACAAAGUGCUGCAAAUCGCUUCAUUCCGUCACGGCAUGCAUGACAAGGUGUGCGCUUCCGGACAGAUCAUGCUUCAUACAUUUGUUCCGUUCUUUCGAGAGCCUGUAGACAUACAAGCCACUCUUUUUUCGGCAAGCCAUAAAGCCAGAAAAAAGAAGACAGAGAGCGAGAGAAAGGAGAUGAAAGAUACGAAAUAUGGGUUCGGACCAGCAUCGCCCACCAUGCUCGAGAUAAUAAGAGAGUGAGAAACACACGAAAAAAAAAGUAUGGUUGUGCGCAACGCCGUGAAUGGUGGGCGAUGUCUAUAUACGUGAAAGGAAAUGAAAGAGAGAGAGAGAGAGUUAUGUAUGUAUACGAAGAGCAGCGACCGCUAACAGUUAAUUCUCCGACUUCAGACACAAAUUGUUCCGCACAAAAUGUAAGCCACUUUUCUCACACACUCGCGAGCGCGCUGUCAACGUCUCUCUCUCUCCAUGCGUCGUCUUUUUGCAAAAAAACGCGGACGCUUAGACGUAGUGUACAAGAAUUUCCAUGCUAUAGGACUGAGCAGCUACGACCUAGAGAACGUUGAGGGUCUUUUUCUGACUAACACUUAGGAUCAAACGGCGAGUGCAUGUGCUUCGGUUGUCUUCUCUCUGAAAGAGAGGGAGUGAGGGGAAAGCCCGUGAACGUGCGGCCUCCUCCUCUCCCUCCUCCAUCAGCCUAACGCCAUCUCCCUCUUCCGUUUAACCACCAGCGCCCUCACGACGUUUCUUCCCGUUGCAAGUCUGGGCGCUGCCGUAAAAUAAAAAAAAAAGGAAGAGUUCUGUUUUUUGUUUUUGUUUUUUUCGGAGCCACCGCCAUCGCCGCUGUCGAUAGUGAGAAGGUACUUUUUUUUUUUUCUUGAUCUAAGACGGAUCAGUUUUUCGCAGCAGUUUGUCGUUUCGUGCGCAGCUUAUGGUUUCAACGUUGUUGUUGGCCGUCUCGGCUUAUAUAGAGAGAGCGAUACUGUUACACGGUAUACGAACGGUUUAGAAUUCUACUGUACGCAGAGCUCUGAAGAGAAGUUAUUAUUACGAGGCACGUUGACUGCCGUUACGCUGCGCCUCUGUUGAAAGCAGCAGUGACAUGAGGGGCGAAUAUAGUUGUUUGUUUGCUUGCCAUUUUGAGAGGAGGCUUACGAUAUUUGCAGCUGGCCUUAACCGUGAGUGCUAUUCGGUCUACCUGUGCCACGGCGCUCUUUGGGAAAGGUUGAGGGAUGAUGUUGAGCUACAUACUCUCCACGGCGCACUACUGCCUGCUCAGACGUGACCGUUUCAACGAAGACGCAGUUACGCCGCCACCCGACAAGCGUGUGCUAUGACAAACCGUAUUUCAAAUGGUGCUGUUAAGUACAGAGAUGCAAGUGAUCUUUGCAGUGCAGCCGUCAUGGCCGAAAAAGGGCAUGCGCGUCCGCAUGUUUCAUAAGCGGUAGCUGCUCACUGUAUUUGUCUUGUGAAUUUGUUUUCUGCCACCUAGUUGAACGUUGGAAGCUACUUUUUACCUUUUGCCCUUUUACUUCUGGUCCGAUAAAGCAAUAUUUGUUAUGGAAGACCACUGAUCGUUAAAUCACUCCUAUAGCGCACGUUUACCAGCGCGUUGACUACUAUAUGCACGUUAGCACGUUAACCAGCGCGUACCGCACCGAUGCUUACCAAAGAAAAGCACUGCCGUGCAUUGUGCACGGUCGGCGCCUUUUUCUGUGUGCGAAGCAACCCUGCGCUGUAGGCACUUCUUGUUUCUCUUGUGACGUGCUACGGGCGCAAUAUAAUGAUAACAAGAGUGCGCUCUCUUUAAACUCCCAAUGCAAUCCCCGUCAGCAGAUCAUUAUAACGACGUGGCCGUGGACUCAGUGUUGGUUCGUUGAUUGUUGUCCUUCGCCUCGUGAUAAAAGAAGCAAGGCGUUAAUGUUAAUGUUAAAGAGACAACCUUCUCUGAAAUUACUCCCGUAGUUAUAGUUAGCGUAGAGCAGGAACUCCCUUCGCCGCGACGCCCAAUGCAGGUCCGCGCAUCGUGCCUUGCCCUGCCCUUUCCUGCCCACCUUAGAAACAAUACUUUUGUCAGUGUGUGUGUGCGUCCGAACGUCAGCAAAGGUGUCACUAUAGACCACGUCCCGAGAAAGGUCCCUGACACACGGAGCUACGCAAAUGUCAUUUUGGUUAAGCGAGUUUGUAAAGUUAUAGCUGCCGGAAGUACCAUUCAUGAGAUGUUGAAGCUGCAAUGCUCCUGACAACUGCUGACGGACUUGCAGUGCCUGUUGCUUUCCUCCGCUUCCUAGUCGAUUUUAGAACACUGCUUCUCCAGAGCGAACUCAUUUCUGUAAAGUGACAGUUAACUUUGCUCGUGUAACUCGGGCUUAAGUCCCUUGCGAGAAUUUUUUUUUUCCCACCAAAGCAUUUCGCCACGCCCCUAGUCGGUCGCCAGGGGAUGUUCCUUGCCGGAACAGUGAACGACUGUGAACAAGGCCACUGAGUCCCCUGCAAGAAUGAUAUCGUAUCCUCAAGAGGGACCGUUCCUGAACACUCUCUUGUUCAAUGUUGCAUUCCAUUUGGUGCUGACACAGAACGUCUGAACGAGUACCAAGCGAACGCAUGCGCACAGGCAGACCGAAUGAUCCGCUACAGGCUAGAAUCGGCCAGAAUGCACGAAAAUAAAGCAGAGCCUUCGCGUUGACUGCGAACCAAAAAAUAAUAAUAAUAAUUAACAAUAAUAACAAUAAGCAGACAAUUGCUCUCGAUAUUAGUGACCGAUGAAUUGUGGUCUCGUCACCUGUUGUGUUUUGUCCACGAUCAGUUUUGUUUGCCGUACGACUCGGGUCAGGUCGUGAGCGUAGCGUCGACUGUUUUAGAGUGUCGCAGGCUAGUUGUUUGCUCGAAGACUAGACAGACUAAUAUGUGAGCAAGCUCCCGUCUAAAGAAGAGCUGCUACGAAUCGGCAAAACACAGAUGAGAGUUCGUUUAAGUAGCUUUUAUUUCCUUUAAGGACAGAGCCCGCUGGAUCAUUCUUUCGUUUUUGUUUAUCGUCGAUAGUUUCAUAAUCGAUACAGUUUCCAGCGGGCAUGUAAAACAAAUCCAAGCUGAAAACGGCGUGGAUAGCACGGCCGAACGAAGAUAUAAAAAAUAUGACUGUUCCCUUUCCCUCCUCCGACCUCCUCUCAGCAUGUUUUUCUUCCCUUUCCGAAGCCCGUUUCAUUCUCCCCUCUUAUUUACGAGCGAAACAGCAGAGAAAAGCUAACAAUUAAGACCGUUACCUCUCUGGAUAUAAGGACGGGAAAAAAAAAGCAACACUCACUUAAGCCUUUUAAGCUUGUACUUACUUUGUAAGAUGUUUUCAACUUCACAAUUUGUACCACAUUUCCUGUAAAUACAUCAUUGAAUAAAUUUUUAAUAAUUUAUCACAACAGAAUUCUACUUCUUAUUUAGUUGUGCACUUUUGAUACUCGGCAAUGUUAUCCAGAUCAGCGAAACCCCUGACAAGCAGAUCAUUUCCCAACAAGCGCCAUGAUCGG
Dermacentor silvarum is the source of this 15953-nucleotide messenger RNA. It is a transcript of the gene para, whose product is annotated as sodium channel protein para-like. NCBI's taxonomy places the organism in Eukaryota, Metazoa, Arthropoda, Arachnida, Ixodida, Ixodidae. Gene Ontology annotation, biological process: membrane depolarization during action potential; sodium ion transmembrane transport; neuronal action potential. The transcript is spliced from 30 exons. The record is from RefSeq and is a predicted model, not a curated record. Bases 755 to 6955 code for a protein of 2066 amino acids. Gene Ontology annotation, molecular function: voltage-gated sodium channel activity. Gene Ontology annotation, cellular component: plasma membrane; voltage-gated sodium channel complex.